UUGUUGCUGCCAUCUAGGCAAUCCUGGCCUCCGUUGUCAUGGGCAACACGGUCGUUUUGUCGAAGCGCCUCCUGUCAGGCUUACUAUUAAUAGUCAGAUUCAGUUUCCAGUUACCCAGUUAAGCAGCAACACUCGGAGAUACAAAACAUGUCCUAUUCCAGCCGUUUUGGUUUCGACUUCCACCUGCCGGAUGAGGGAUGGUGCUACCCGAAGAACGACAUGCACUUCAUCCGCAGCGCCGAGUGGGUGCCCGUGGAGAAGGCUGGCGUGGGUCGCUCCUUCGCCAAUCCCAAUGGCGUGAUCUAUCCCCGGGUAGUCGGCAUGAUUCCGCGCUACGGCGGCCAUGUUCCGGGCAACAAAUUCCGGGUGGGCAACACCUACGGUCGUGCCACCAUCGACGCCAAGCGCCAUCUGGCCCUCAACCACGAUUGAAGCCUCGAUUUUUGGAUCACUAGCUCACGUAUAGCCAAUCAAAUUUGCUGUGUUACGCUUAGAGAAGCACCCAAAAUAAAUCGUAUACUGUAGUACAGCCGAAUGGAGAACUGUAGAAAAAUGGCAUGUGGUAAUAAAAUUAUUCACUGAUAAAAGUUUAAA
Drosophila subpulchrella is the source of this 594-nucleotide messenger RNA. RefSeq names its product protein FAM166B. The transcript is spliced from 2 exons. Lineage: Eukaryota; Metazoa; Arthropoda; Insecta; Diptera; Drosophilidae. The record is from RefSeq and is a predicted model, not a curated record. The coding region runs from base 148 to 432 and encodes 94 amino acids.